AUGCUCAGCGCCCCCCGCACCACUGCUGCCCGCCUCACCGGAGUCGCCUCCUGGGGCCCCGCUGCCGGCCUCUGCCAAGAUGGCUGGAAUGGUCUUAGUCAUGAGGCUUUUCGAAUCAUUUCAAGACAAGACUAUGCAUCUGAGGCAAUAAAAGGAGCCGUGAUUGGUAUUGACUUGGGUACAACUAACUCCUGUGUGGCAGUAAUGGAAGGGAAACAAACAAAGGUGCUGGAGAAUGCUGAAGGUGCCAGAACUACUCCCGCAGUUGUAGCCUUCACAGCAGACAAUGAACGCCUUGUUGGCAUGCCUGCCAAACAACAGGCUGUCACCAACCCAAACAACACAUUCUAUGCUACCAAGCACCUCAAUGGCCAUCGAUUUGAGGAUCCUGAAGUACAGAAAGACAUUAAAAAUGUUCCUUUCAAAAUUGUCCAUUCCUCUAACAGUGAUGCCUGGGUAGAAGCCCAUGGGAAGCUAUUCCCCAGUCAGACAGGUGCAUUUGAGUUGAUGAAGAUGAUGGAGACUGCAGAAAACUAUCCAGGACAUUCAGCAAAAAAUGCCGUUAUCACUGUGCCUGUUUAUUUCAAUGAUUCUCAGUGACAGGCCACCAAAGAUGUUGGGCAAAUAUCUGGCCUAAAUGUACUUCAAGUGAUUAAUGAGCCUACAGCUGCUGCCUUGGCUUAUGGCUUAGACAAAUCUGAAGACAAAAUCAUUGCUGGGUAUGACUUAAGUGGUGGAACUUUUGAUAUUCCUAUCCUGGAAAUUCAGAAAGAUGUCUUUGAGGUGAAAUCUACCAAUGGGGAUACUUUCCUAGGUGGUGAAGACUUUGACCAGGCCUUGCUCCAGAACAUUGUGAAGGAGUUCAAGAGAGAGACAGGACUUGACCUAUCCAAUAUGGCUCUUCAGAGAGUAUGGGAGGCCUCUGAGGAGGCCAAGUGUGAGCUUUCUUCUUCUGUGCAGACUGACAUCAAUUUACCAUAUUUGACUAUGGAUGCUUCUGGGCCCAAGCGCUUGAACAUGAAGCUAACUCAAGCUCAGUUUGAGGGCAUUGUCAAUGAUCUCAUCAGGAGGACUAUUGCCCCAUGCCAGAAGGCCAUGCAAGAUGCUGAAGUCAGCAAGAGUGACAUUGGAGAAGUCAUCCUAGUUGGUGGCAUGAACAGAAUGCCCAAGGUUCAGCAGACAGUACAAGAACUCUUUGGCUGGGCCCCUAGUAAAGCUGUCAAUCCUGAUGAAGCCGUGGCUAUUGGAGCUGCUAUUCAGGGAGGUGUCUUAGCUGGUGAUGUCACAGAUGUGCUGCUUCCGAAUGUCACUCCCCUUUCUCUGGGCAUAGAGACAUUAGGAGGUAUCUUCACCAAACUAAUCAAUAGGCACACAACUAUUCCAACUAAGAAGAACCAGGUGUUUUCUACAGCUGCUGAUGGUCAGACACAAGUGGAAAUUAAAGUGUGCCAAGGAGAGAGAGAAAUUGUUUCGGACAACAAACUUCUUGGACAGUUUACUUUGAUUGGAAUUCCACCAGCCCCACGUGGGGUUCCACAGAUUGAAGUCACAUUUGACAUUGAUGCUAAUGGGAUUGUACAUGUUUCCGCCAAGGAUAAAGGCACAAGACAUGAACAACAAAUUGUGAUUCAGUCUUCUGGUGGAUUAAGCAAAGAUGACAUUGAGAAUAUGGUUAAGAAUGCAGAGAAGUACUCUGAGGAAGACAGGAGGAAGAAAGAAUGUGUAGAAACUGUCAAUAUGGCAGAAGGAAUUAUUCACGAUACUGAAACAAAGAUGGAAGUUCCAUCAGAUGAGUGCGAUAAACUAAAAGAAGAAAUCUCUAGGAUGAGAGAGCUCCUGGCUCACAAAGAUAGUGAAACAGGGGAAAAUAUUGGGCAGGCAGUGUCUACUCUCCAACAAGCAUCAUUAAAGCUCUUUGAAAUGGCUUAUGAAAAGAUGGCAUCUGAGAGAGAAGAAUCCGGAAGUUCUACUUCCAGAAAGGAAGAUCAGAAGGAGGGGAAGCAGUAA
Messenger RNA from Trichosurus vulpecula (common brushtail), 2007 nucleotides. Its product is annotated as stress-70 protein, mitochondrial-like. Gene Ontology annotation, molecular function: ATP binding; heat shock protein binding; ATP-dependent protein folding chaperone. Gene Ontology annotation, biological process: cellular response to unfolded protein; protein refolding. NCBI's taxonomy places the organism in Eukaryota, Metazoa, Chordata, Mammalia, Diprotodontia, Phalangeridae. The record is from RefSeq and is a predicted model, not a curated record. Gene Ontology annotation, cellular component: mitochondrion; cytoplasm.